AUAGUUCUAUGUUUGUGAAGUUGUGUUCAAGUUUGUGACUUUCUCACAUGAUCAUGGCUGCCAGUUCCAUGGCCAAUCUGCAAGGUUGGUUGAUCUCUUGGUCUUUGAGCAGUCAGAGAAGUUUGAUAGAUGUCGUUAAUCUUGCAUUCUUUGUUUUCUACUUGUUGGGAUUGUUAUCUGAUAUUCUGAGAAAAGAAAACGUUGUCAGGAACAAGAUUAAGAGCUGGGAAUUUCUUGUUGUUUCAUUCUGUUGUGCAGUUACUAGCAUUGCAUAUUUUACUUGUGGUUUUCUGCGCAGUUCAGUGAUUUAUUUUGUUAGAGGAUUUAUUUGGAUUGGUCUUGCAGUGUCUUUAAACAUUCAACCAAUCAAAUCACUGAGACUUACAGUUCCAAUUUGGUGGUUUGUGUUCUCUUUGUUAAUCUCUGCAGUUAAUGUUGAAGAUUUGGUGAAAAAUCACAGUCUUGAUACUAUAAACAUUGUAUCAUGGAUUGUGAGCUUGUCGCUACUUUUCUGCAGCAUUAGACUCAGUUUCAAAAACCGUUCAAAUGAAGAUAACGAAAGAUUGAGCUUGUAUCAAUCUCUGUUGGUUGACAAUGAAAAUAAAGUAUUACAGUUGAAAAUCUCUGGUGUUUUCAGCAGAUUGACAUUUUCUUGGCUUAAUCCUUUGCUUAAAGUUGGCAAAUUGAAACCAUUGAGUCUCACUGAUAUCCCAAGUUUGGAUUCUGAAGAUGGAGCACUAGUAGCUUAUCAGAAAUUUGCCAAAGAAUGGGAAUCUCAAAAGAAGAACAAACCAAGGAGCAAGAACUUGGUUUUCUUUGCAUUGGCAAAGUGUUACUUCAAUGAGAUGCUUUUAGUUGGAUUAUAUGCACUUCUGAAAACAAUCUCAGUGUCAUCUUCUCCAAUAUUAUUGUAUGCAUUUGUUAGUUAUUCAAACCGCGAAGAAGAUGAUCUUAGCUGGGGGCUGUCUUUAGUAGUGCUUUUGAUUGUAGCCAAGGUGGUUGAGUCUUUGUCUCAAAGCCAUUGGUUCUUUAAUUCAAGAAGAUGUGGGAUGAGAAUGAGGUCUGCUCUCAUGGCUGCUAUUUUUCAGAAACAAUUCAAGCUUUCGAGCUUAGGCCGAAGAAAUCAUUCGGCUGGAGAAAUAGUGAAUUAUAUCUCAGUCAAUGCAUAUCGGCUUGGAGAGUUUCCAUGGUGGUUUCACAUGGCAUGGAGUCUUCCAGUUCAGCUCUUUCUUUCGGUGAUCAUUCUUCUCAAAGCUGUUGGUUCUGGAGCCCUUCCAGGAUUGGUUCCAUUAGUCUUUUGUGCUGCAAUUAAUGUCCCAUUUGCAAAGAUUUUGCAAGGAUAUCAAUCAAAGUUCAUGGUGGCUCAGGAUGAAAGAUUGAGAACCACUUCUGCAGCAUUGAACAACAUGAAGAUCAUCAAAUUGCAGUCAUGGGAGGAGAAUUUCAGACAAGUUAUUGAGUCUCUCAGAGGAAUUGAAUUCAAAUGGUUGUCUAAAACACAGAACGAGAAGACUUAUAGUACUGCAUUGUAUUGGAUGGCUCCUACUGUUGUUUCUGCUGUGGUUUUUGCCGGUACAACAAUGAUGAGAAGUGCUCCUCUUAAUGCUGUCACUAUUUUUACAGUGUUAGCAAGUCUACGAGUAAUGUCCGAACCGGUAAGGUUGCUGCCGGAGGUGCUUUCGACGUUGAUACAAGUUAAAGUAUCGUUAGACCGUAUUGAAGUUUUCUUGCAGGAGGAUGAAGUGAAGGAAGAUGUUGUGAAGAGAAAUCCAUUGACGAAUUCUGAGUUGAGUGUGAAGAUUGAGAAUGGAGUGUUCAGUUGGGAUCCAGAUUCUUCCAUUCCUACAUUGAAGAAUGUGGAUGUUGAUUUCAGAAGAGGAAAUAAGAUCUCUGUUUGUGGAGCUGUUGGCUCUGGCAAGUCUUCACUUCUAUGUUCCAUACUUGGCGAAAUACCAAAACUCUCAGGAUCUGUUGAUGUAUAUGGCUCUGUCGCCUAUGUGGCUCAAGGUUCUUGGAUACAAAGUGGGACGAUACGCGAUAACGUUCUGUUUGGUAAGCCGAUGAACAAAGCAAAAUACGAAAUGGCGAUAAGAUGUUGUGCUCUUGAUAAGGAUAUUGAGAACUUUGAUCAUGGAGACAUGACUGAGAUUGGACAGAGAGGAUUGAACAUGAGUGGAGGACAGAAGCAAAGGGUUCAGCUUGCUAGAGCUGUUUACAAUGAUGCCGAUAUUUAUCUUCUCGAUGAUCCUUUUAGCGCUGUUGAUGCACAUACCGCUGCAAUUCUCUUCCAUGACUGUGUCAUGUCUGCUCUACAAGAUAAAACUGUAAUUCUAGUGACACAUCAAGUGGAAUUUCUAGCAGAAACAGAUAGAAUUCUGGUUAUGGAGAAUGGGCUUGUUGUGCAGUCAGGAAGCUAUUCGGAGAUUUUAAAGACAGGAACAGCAUUUGAACAACUUGUGCAUGCUCACAAGUCUGCAAUGACAGCAGUACACUCUGUUACAAAGCGAGCAAUCGAUGAUCAGUUUGCAUCUGAAGUAAAUCCACAAGUGAAGAAGAACAGUGAGACUGAAAUCACAGCCCCAUCGGCAAUCCAGCUGACUGAAGAUGAAGAGAAGGCGAUUGGAAAUUUUGGUUGGAAACCAUACAAAGAUUACUUGCAAGUGUCAAAGGGUUAUAUGCAUUUCAUUUUCGCUGUCUUAUCGCAAUGCGCUUUUAUUCUUUUCCAAAUCUUAUCAACAUACUGGUUAGCAGUGGCAGUUCAAUUGACUCAAAUUGGUGGAGGUGUAGUUGUAGGUGUUUAUGCAGCAGUCUCAAUUCUCAGCUGCUGCUUUGUUUGCGUGAGGAGUUGGAUUGCUGCAAAACUUGGAUUGAAAGCAUCCAAAGAGUUUUUUUCUGCAUUCAUGGACUCAGUUUUCAGGGCUCCAAUGCUUUUCUUUGAUUCAACUCCAGUUGGAAGGAUUUUAACCAGGGCAUCUUCGGAUAUGAGCAUCCUGGACUUUGACAUACCAUGCUGCUUGUCUUAUGUUAUUUCUGGUGCUAGUGAGAUUGUAGGAAUUAUAGUGAUAAUGUCAACUGUUACAUGGCAAGUGCUUCUUGUUGCCAUUCCGGUAACAAUUCUUACGUUGUAUGUGCAGAGAUAUUAUUUAGCGUCUGCAAGAGAGUUAGUGAGGAUCAAUGGGACUACAAAGGCACCUGUUGUGAAUUACGUCGGAGAGACAAUUCUCGGUGUGGUAACAAUACGAGCUUUCGCAAUGAUGGAUAGGUUUAUACAGGCAAAUCUUCGGCUCAUUGACACUGAUGCAACGCUCUUCUUUCACACAAUUGCCACCAUGGAAUGGGUGCUUAUCCGAGCCGAAGCACUUCAGAAUUUGACAAUACUUACUUCUGCUCUUUUCUUUAUCUUGCUUCCUUGUGGAAGCAUUCCUCCAGGAUUUGUUGGUUUAGCUCUUUCUUACGCGCUAACACUGUCUUCGGCUCAAGUGUUUACGACUCGUUGGUACUCUAAUUUGGAGAAUUAUAUAAUUUCAGUGGAAAGAAUCAAACAGUUCAUGCACUUAGAUUCAGAGCCUCCAGCAGUAAUCAGUGAUAGAAGGCCACCACCUUCAUGGCCUCAUGAAGGAAGUAUAGAUUUCCAAGAAUUGAAGGUAAAAUAUCGUCCGAAUGCGCCGUAUGUUUUGAAGGGAAUCACAUGCAGAAUUAUGGCAGGAAACAAGGUAGGAGUGGUGGGAAGAACAGGAAGUGGAAAGACAACACUGAUCGGAGCAUUGUUUCGGCUUUUAGAGCCAGCAGCAGGGAGAAUUCUGAUUGAUAGCCUUGAUAUUUGCUCAAUUGGUCUUAAGGAUCUCAGGAUGAAGCUCAGUAUAAUUCCUCAAGAACCAACUCUUUUCAAGGGUACUGUGAGAAGUAAUCUUGAUCCUCUUGGUCUUCAUUCUGAUCAAGAGAUUUGGGAGGCUUUAGAAAAGUGCCAAUUGAAGACAGUAAUUAGCAGUGAUCCCUCUAGGCUUGACUCUUCUGUGAGUGAUGAUGGAGAGAACUGGAGCGCAGGACAGCGCCAGCUCUUCUGUUUGGGAAGAGUUCUUCUAAGAAAGAACAAAAUCAUAGUCCUUGAUGAAGCUACAGCAUCAAUAGAUUCUGCAACUGAUGCAGUGCUGCAGAGAAUCAUCAGACAAGAGUUUUCAAGCUGCACUGUUGUCACAAUUGCUCACAGAGUCCCCACUGUUACUGACAGUGAUAUGGUCAUGCUUCUCUCUUAUGGAAAACUUGUUGAAUAUGAUAAGCCUUUAGAGUUGAUGGAAAGAAAAGAUUCAUAUUUUUCAAAGUUGGUGGCAGAGUAUUGGUCUAAUUGCAAGGGAGAGUCUCGUUGAGUGUUUAUGUGGAAAAUAAUAUAAAGCAUGAGGCAUGAAUGAUGAAGUUUCUGAACCAAUCUACUCAGAAGCUUGCUUGCUUGAAGAGUUGGUUGACAAGUCAACUUGCGAAUGAUUCAUGUAAAGCACAGUCGACCAGAUGAUAGAGUCAGCUACUGUGUAUCAGCUCAUUAAGGAUUGUAUGCUGAUUGGACUAUACCAAAUCCAGUAUUAGAAUCUGAUUGGACUCUACUUUCCUUUUAUGCCUUUUUUUAUCUUUUGAAAGCUUGUCAGCAUCCUUUAAAGCUAGCUCUGCUUCGUCUUUAUAUUCAGUUGUAAUGCUUUUGUUAAACUUACGUUGAAUACAUGAAGGUUAUGAAUU
Molecule: messenger RNA, 4725 nt
Organism: Dioscorea cayenensis subsp. rotundata (Guinea yam)
Lineage: Eukaryota; Viridiplantae; Streptophyta; Magnoliopsida; Dioscoreales; Dioscoreaceae
Product: ABC transporter C family member 8-like
Exons: 12
Coding region: 48-4364 (1438 amino acids)
Biological process (GO): transmembrane transport
Cellular component (GO): plant-type vacuole; vacuolar membrane
Molecular function (GO): ABC-type transporter activity; ATP hydrolysis activity; ATP binding
Source: RefSeq, a predicted model, not a curated record